This is a messenger RNA of Zerene cesonia (dogface butterfly), 1212 nucleotides long. RefSeq lists its product as uncharacterized. Gene Ontology annotation, biological process: sensory perception of smell; detection of chemical stimulus involved in sensory perception of smell. NCBI's taxonomy places the organism in Eukaryota, Metazoa, Arthropoda, Insecta, Lepidoptera, Pieridae. Gene Ontology annotation, cellular component: plasma membrane. The transcript is spliced from 6 exons. The coding region runs from base 1 to 1212 and encodes 403 amino acids. Gene Ontology annotation, molecular function: odorant binding; olfactory receptor activity. The record is from RefSeq and is a predicted model, not a curated record.
AUGUCUUCGAGACGUUUGCUAUUUCAUAGCGCAUCUACCCAAGAAAUGUUUGAUAAAAUUUUAAAACUUCUUGAGGAUCCCAAAUAUCCAUGCCUUGGUCCGCAUUUGCGUCUACUAAGUUUAACUGGACUCUGGCAUCCAGUUCUCAACCGUAUAACACGGCUUAAAAUAACCUUGUUUUACCUAACAGUUCUCUUUUUCUUCAGCCAAUACAUAAAAUGUAUUAUUUUCUUUGACGCGGAUUCAUUAAAACUUAUUUUACAAUACAUGCCUUUUCAUAUGGGAAUCGUGAAGACAUGUUUUUUCCAUAGACAAUACGACAAAUGGUCUCAGAUGAUUGAAUUUAUUUCUAAACUAGAGACUCAUCAGUUAAAACAAAAAUGUUUUAACCAUCUUCAGAUAAAUUACAUUAAACGCAGUCGUAGAGUUACCUAUUUCUUCUGGGCACUAGCAUUCUUCUCAAACUUUAGUAUUUUCUCAGAGCCAUACCGGAAAAAUCAGUCGAUCGAAAAUGGAACAAGCACUUACGUGUACAUAUUCGAUGGUUAUACUCCAUUCAGUCGUGUUCCACCUGGUUAUUACUGUUCAAUGUUCAUACAAACUGUUUUUGGACACAUUGUAAGCGCUUAUGUCGUGGUAUGGGACACAUGUGUCGUGUCCGUAAUGAUAUUCUUCGCUGGACAGUUGAAAAUAUUUCGAGCUUACAGUAAAAAUAUCUUCGAUGAAGGUAGUGUUGUGAAACAUCGCCAGCAAAUUGCUAAUUGUCAUUUCUUUUACACGGAGCUGGUAAAGUACCAGAAAUUAUUCAACUCUUUGAUAUCACCAGUUAUGUUCGUGUACUUGAUAGUAAUUUCCGUGAGCCUGGGAGUGUGUAUAAUACAAAUAGUUGAGCUGCAAAAUGACAUCGGGGCGCAAAUAUCCGCCGGUUUAUUCCUGAUCGCUUGUCUUAUUCAGCUUUUGAUAUUUUAUUGGCACAGCAACGAAGUGACCAAUGAGAGCCUUUAUGCAUGCUGCGGUCCUUAUGAAAGCAAUUGGGUUGGUGCUGAUUUAAGAUCGCAAAGACAGGUCGCUUUGCUGAUUGCAACAACAAAUAGACGACUAAUUUUCAAAGCUGGUCCUUUCAACGAAAUGUCGCUCUCCACUUUUGUUUCGAUUUUACGCACAAGUUACAGUUUUUUCACACUGCUGAAUGAAACUGCGAACAAUAAAUAA